This is a messenger RNA of Physella acuta, 1225 nucleotides long. RefSeq lists its product as uncharacterized. NCBI's taxonomy places the organism in Eukaryota, Metazoa, Mollusca, Gastropoda, Physidae. The record is from RefSeq and is a predicted model, not a curated record.
CUACUCUUGUUAAUUGUCUCAAACCAUCACAUGCACACAAAAACACCCAGAAUUUAGCAUGUACCUAGACGUUUUAUUUGGGUUCAUCAUACUGCUUUUAUGGCGUUCAAAAGGGUGUGGUCAGACCUUCAAUGAUAAAAUUGUCAGCCCAAGUGUGGUUGAGGCUGGAGGAUCUUUUACUUUAAAAUGUGACGCUUCACGUGCUGGUGUUCCAGUCGAUGUUACGACUGUUGCAAUGCUAAUAAUUUCAUGGAAAUUUGGGGCAAAAACAGAAAAAUUGGCACACUACUACACUUAUAUUGAACCAAACAUAUCAACCUUUCGUGAGAACUGGAAUUUUUCUUUUUCUGGAAACUUGCAAAGAACUACACAAUUUCCAAAAAACAGAAACACAAUGAGAAUAGAAGUAGCGGUCUCGAGUGCGAAAUGUGCUGAUGCCGGCUCGUACGUAUGUUAUGCACAACACUUAAAUUCAAGAUAUGAUACCAUACCAACAGAAAGCUUUCAGAAUCUUACUAUUACAUUUACAGCUCCAAGAACUAUGUCGGUGAAUGUAAAUCCUCCGAGCACAUAUAAACCAAACGAGUUUAUCUAUUACAGAGAUUCAGAAAUUGAAUUAACAUGCAGCGUUGAAAAAAGAGUAAAUGAUGUCAACUUUCGAUGGAUGUUUGGUAGCAGCUUAAGUAACGUUAGUAGCUUUCUGCCAUUCACUGCACAGAACGCUAUAUCGGUUACUAAAACAAACAGUUCUGGCUCCACAUGUAACCAGUUUCGUCAUUCCUCAACACUGAGGAUUAAAACCGAAGAAAAGUAUGAUGGCUACAUGUAUAUGUGUAUGGCUACAGACAACAGAGAAACAAUUUCUGGGAACAUGACGAUAUAUGUAUUAGACUCUGGUUAUGGGUACUUAUUGUGCGUCGACUUUAAUGAGUUAAAUAAGUGGGUUUUUAUGGCUUGGAAUAAAGUUUUGAUUCUGCUUAAGGAAGGAACACGAAUGCAUGGUGAGAACGUCUACAAUAGUGAAAGCAAUACAAUUUUGAGCUUAAAAGAGGUUCGGGAAGGCGAAUCAUUCAAAGUGACUUGUGAUGCAUCGCGUGCUGGUGUUUCAUACAUGGUUGCACAAGCUUUGGAAAUUGAAUAUAAAUAUGGGAAGAAAGAUCCAGUAAAAAUAGCAGAAUACACGACUUCUACUCCACCAAAAAGAAUACAGGUAUGUAUUUCAUGA